Talaromyces stipitatus ATCC 10500 is the source of this 1570-nucleotide messenger RNA. RefSeq lists its product as hypothetical. The coding region runs from base 35 to 973 and encodes 312 amino acids. The transcript is spliced from 4 exons. Lineage: Eukaryota; Fungi; Ascomycota; Eurotiomycetes; Eurotiales; Trichocomaceae. Gene Ontology annotation, biological process: DNA replication; nucleotide-excision repair, DNA gap filling; DNA synthesis involved in UV-damage excision repair. Gene Ontology annotation, cellular component: delta DNA polymerase complex; nucleus. Gene Ontology annotation, molecular function: DNA-directed DNA polymerase activity. The record is from RefSeq and is a predicted model, not a curated record.
AGCCAGGAUAAGCCGCUUCAGAUUCAAACCAAAAAUGGCGGUGGAUUAUAAAAGAUAUCUUGCUGAGAAUGUACUUAGUGAGCGUCGCGUGGUUACGUACCGGCUGCUCAGUCGAGCUUUGAAAGUCCACAGCAAUCUUGCCAAACAGAUGCUGUUUGAUUUCCAUCGCACUGAAAAUGGAAAAAAGUCAAAUAGUGUGUGCGCCACUUAUCUGAUCAGCGGGGUUCAAUCGCUGCAGAGGAUACCAGUUAUAAAUGGCCAGUCCAACGAUGGGGAAGAUAUAGUCAUGAGAAGCAGUCCAUACAUGAGCUCUAUGCCUCAACCCGAUGAUCGUGAGCGCUCUAUGCGCACAACAUCCUUUGUGUUGGUGAGAGAAGAGGAUUUAGAUGAUGCCAAAGCUACAUUCGAGUCUAUAUCUAUGAUACACAUCUACAGUUUACAGUCAAAUGUUCUUCCGGACCUCAAUGUACUGAUCGACGUUAGCCGAGAGAUUCUUGCAUCAUUCGGCAGUGAAGACCCCCUAGAGCUAGGCAAACAGUGGGGUAUGAUUGAAAAUCAGAAUGUCAAACGAAGGAAGACAACCAAGCCGCCUUUACCUGUAACGGUGCCAGCUCCUCUGAAGACCGAAGUGCCCAAGAAAGAUGUUCCUAGGAAAGAAGUGCAACCCAAAGCUGAGCCAGAAGCUUCGUCAAAAGAGUCAUCACAACAAAAGAUGCAGACGAAAACAACCGACAAGGCACCUACUCGUAAGAAAGGGGAUCUUUUCUCAUCCUUUGCAAACGCCAAGCCGAAAUUGAAAAAGGAGGACUCGACUGCUUCCAGUGUCAAAUCAGUGAGAUUGCUCCAAUUGUGCUGCUUUACGUUAUCCGUCACUGAUUUCCGAUCCCAGGCAACUGACAAUGCCCUAAAGAGAGGUAGGAUUUUCUUCAUGGAAACAAUAGUCUCGGCUCUAACACGACGCAGGAAUGUUUGACGAUGAUGACGACGGUGAAGAUGCAGAAGGGGAGGAUCCAUUCGCGAAUAGUAAAGAAAGCAAACCCGUCUCCAACCGAGAAUCACGAAAAGAACGUGAAGCAAAACUGAAGCAAAUGAUGGAGGAUGAUGACGAUGGUAGUCCCGCCUUGGAAGUAUGCGAUGACCGUAGCUAACAUCUACUAGAUGAAGACAUGGCUGGUGUCACUGAAACUCCUGUCGAGUCUGCAGCAGAAGAAUCUGAGCAGAUGGAAACGCAAAGAGAGCCGGAGCCGGAGCCUAAGGAGACGGUCACCGUUCAAGGUGGGCGGCGCAGAGGCAAGCGGAAGAUCAUGAAGAAGAAGACAGUCAAGGAUGACGAAGGCUACCUCGGUAGGAAUCCUCAAGCUCUCCCAAGAGGAUCUAUCUAUUAACACAAGCCUCUCUUAGUCACGGUCGAAGAGCCAGCAUGGGAGUCGUUCUCUGAGGAUGAGCCGGCGCCGCCGCUGAAGAAGAAAGCUGCGGUCAGUGCAACGGGGAAGAAGGGGGGACAGGGAAACAUCAUGUCGUUCUUUUCCAAGAAAUGAAUUGUUACAGAUCUUAGCAGUUCACGAGUCGC